AGACUGCAAAUGAGCUUCUUACUCGUGGAACAAAUACAAAGAAGAAGAAGAGCGAUCACUUCCGGGAUAAAACAAACACGCGGAACUCCUCACAGGAAGCUGCAGUCAUGACGAGAUGGGCGAGAGCCAAUAAUGUCCACAAGCACAAACCAGCAGAGGCCACUCCAUGGAGUCAGCUUAGAACAAGGGGAAGAGGUCAGCCAGGCAGCUCUGAUGACCACCUAAGGGGGACUCAGUCUGGUGGAUUCGCUGCGAAAAGACCAAACCGCAAGAAGAAGGAUUACGACAAUGAGGAUGUGAACGGAUUCAUGGAGUUUCUCCAGCAGGAGGGACAGCCACUGCCAGGAGCUGGUUAUGGAGGGAAAGAGCAGGGCCAGGAUUUCAGGGAAGAGGUAGAAUUGGCCUUGAAGAAAGACAGGAGAAGAGAGGACAGAAGGAUAAAGAGACAGACAGACAAAAAGAGCAACAUGAUGUGCUUUAACUGCAGGAAGCCAGGUCAUGGUUUGGCAGACUGUCCUGAGGCAGACGGAGACGAGGAGAUGGGCCGAGACAUCUGCUAUCGCUGCGGCUCCACUGAACAUGAAAUCCACAAAUGUAAAGCGAAAGUUGACCCGGCUCUCGGUGAUUACCCGUAUGCAAAGUGCUUCAUCUGUGGUCAGACUGGACACUUGUCGCGAUCCUGCCCAGAUAAUCCUAAGGGAAUGUAUGCACAAGGAGGCUCCUGUCGUGUUUGUGGUUCAGUGGAACAUUUUCAGAAGGACUGCCCGGAGCACCAGGCUGCAACUAACUCUGUGACGGUGGGCUGGUUGUCCAACAACAUGAGCGCAGACCAUGAGGAAGUACACCUUCCAGUGAAGAAAACCAAACCCAAAGCGACUAAGGUGGUGAAGUUUUGAGCUGCUAGGAUGAUCUGUAGCUCAAGGACAGAAUUCCAACUCAAGAGUUUCAUUAACACAAUUCAUAUAUGUAUCUCUAACCAACCCCUGUUCUGGUUUACAUCGAGUAUUUGCCUUCACACACAGUGAAGUGGUUUAGACACAUUCUAAUAUAUUGCUUAUAACUAAAUUACCUUUCAAUAAAAUGUUACUUCCAUAUAUUUACAGUCUGGUUUUAUUUAGUUGCUGCAAGAGUAACUUUGUUUAAAGUUGAUCAUCGUGUACAAAUAUGAGAUGUUUACUGGUGAAAGUAUCAAGAUCAUCUUUUAGCUGAUUUAUAUCUGUUUGACAAAAAUAUGAAAAAAUCUUGCUCCGAGUCUAAUUGUUAUCUUUCUUCAGAGCUUUAAAACGCAACUUACAGUUUUUCUCACUGGAUUGAUCGGACGACAAAUGAGCUGAACUCAGGAAAACCAUGAGAUGCAGUAGAAAGGUUUGGGAAGGAAAAUAAUUUACGUAUUGUAACCAGUGACAAUGUAUUUGUUAUUGUUGCUCUAAAAAAAAUUAAAGAAAUUUACUUGUCUGCUGACAAGUAAAUUACAUCAUGAA
Molecule: messenger RNA, 1481 nt
Organism: Pleuronectes platessa (European plaice)
Lineage: Eukaryota; Metazoa; Chordata; Actinopteri; Pleuronectiformes; Pleuronectidae
Gene: zcchc9
Product: zinc finger, CCHC domain containing 9
Exons: 6
Coding region: 108-896 (262 amino acids)
Molecular function (GO): zinc ion binding; nucleic acid binding
Source: RefSeq, a predicted model, not a curated record